This is a messenger RNA of Vitrella brassicaformis, 4741 nucleotides long. Lineage: Eukaryota; Vitrellaceae. The record is from the annotation of a GenBank genome assembly.
UUAUAAUGUAUUUAUUGUACACACGCGCAGAGGUCCCGGUACACGCACACGUACACUCAUGAUGGAAACAAAGACGUUGCCAUCUGGCAUUCUCACUCUCACUGCUCACGGCACGUGAUGGACACCUAGGUUUGCACACCACUGAUCGAUAUCGACGCAUGCGCACUGCACAUGUGACCCGCCAUGGCAGUCCUCUCUACACCUGUCUGUCUGUCUGUCUGUCGGUUCAUCUACGUCUCGCCCUCCUCCUCGUCCUUCUUGUCCUCCAGCAGCCGCACUAUCUCGUCUAUCGUGUCAAACUGACACACACACACGCACGGAGACACACACACGGAUGUAGGGCUGUCGUGUGUAUCUGUGUGUGUGUGUACCUGUCGGUCGAAUUUGGUGUUGUAGAGGAAUGGCCUGUGGUCGAAUCGGUUGUCGUCGGGCGAGUAGCUCUCGGCGUGGUACGCCGGCGUCAACGUCGUCAUCUUGUGCCGAUUCUCAGCGUACUUGACGAAGAAACGCUUCACCUACACACACACACACACAUUCCUCCCUCCCUCCCUGUCUGUCUGUCUGUCUGUGCGUCAGCUGACCUUCUCUGCGGUGACCCUGGGGCUGUGCUGGGUCCAGUGGUGCAUGAGCUGUCUGAACAUGGAUACGGGGCCGCACCUCUGUAGCUUGCGCAGACGGCCGAACCAGCCGAGCUCCUCGUAGGUCAUGCCCAUGUCGACCUCGUCCUGCUGUGUGUGGUUCUCCAGAGACGCGUCGCCGAUCGGGCGGAGCUCAGCUGUCGGGGGGGCCGCUACCACCUGCACCACACACACACACGCAGGAGCACACACACACACACACACAUGGAAAAGGUGUGUGAGGGUGCGUGUGUGUGGUGUGGUACCUCCUUGAGGGCUGGGUAGUUCAGGUUAUCCGCCGCCCAAUACUGAUUGAUCGGCACACAAAGGCGUGUGUGUGUGUGUGUUGGUGCGUAUGGACUGGACGUACGAGGAAUUCUUUGAGGUCGACUUUGGAGAUGGCCCCGAUGGGGUUGAUGUCACCGCUGGAGCAGUCGUACUUGGUCAGAUAACCUCGCAGACCCUCGUCCACAUUCCCUGACCACACACACACACACACACACACAAACCAAGCCACACACAUGUCUGUGUGUGUGUGUGUGUGUGUGCGCGAGGGGGGUACCUGUGGCGAGCACUAGGAGCCAUCCCUUGAAGCCCCUCACCCACGGCAGCAGCGCCGCCAACAUGUACGCCAGCACCAUACGGGUACGCGCCUGGAUAUUCUGCACCACACACGCGCACACACAAAGGACACACACAGUAUGUGUGUCUCUGCAGCCACCCAGCGCACAACGGACAACGGACAACGCACCUGCAGGGCGAGAUCUUCGCCAGGCGACCCCCCAUCACAGGCAAAUCUGAGCGUCUUGCCGGUGACCGUCUUGAACACCGCCUCGAGCGCCUUGGUGAUGGGGUCAAUGGUGGCGUCCAUGUGGUAGGCGCCUAUCUCCUCGGCGAGUGCCUUGGCGAGGCCGUGUGUCUUCUGCGAGGAGUUGACGGUGCCCAUGUAGGUGGUGUGCAGCAGCUGGUGGGCGAGCUCCUGGUGGGACCGGGGGAAGCUGUCCGGGUGUUUGCAGUGCAGCACCUGCUCCACCUGACCAAUCACCUCCUCAGAACCUGUUUAAAGCAUCCAUCACACAGCCAGAGGAAGGGCCAACCCUAAGAGCCCAUUGCGCGUGUGUGAUAUUGUGUGUGUGUGUUUUUUUUUUCCGCACGGUCGUCGAUGCAUUUCCUCAUGACGAUCUGGCACAUGGACCCCACAAUGGCCGCCACACUCGCGCUGUCCGCCCCGCCACUCAACGGCACAAAGAAGCCCCUACACACACACAUCCAUCCAUCCAUCCAUCUGUGUGUGUGUGUGUGUGUGUCAGGACACCUACCUAGCUCCGCUGCGUCUGAGGUAGUCCCACAGCCAGCAUGCGGGCCCCUCGGCGAUCUCCUCCAUGGGGGUGCGGUAGACCGGUGCGCGGGGCGGUGUGGGCGCCACGUAGGCGUCAAGGUGAGUCGGCGGCGACGUCAGCUGGAUGUCCGCAAACACCCGGGGGAAGGCCUGCUUCAAACCGGCAGCCUGCACCGAGCGGGAGCUCACCUGACAGGCACAGACACACCGACACACACAGAUGCAGGUGUCCGUCUGUGUGUGUCGGUGUGGGUGUGGGGUGGGAGUGGGGUACCUACCGCGGCUCUGUAUGAGCGGACUUCGUCGAGGUCGACUCGUGCGGUGAUGACCUCGACGUCGUUGACGGCGAACUGGCUGGCCUGCUGCACUACCUGACCGUUGACGGCGAUGAGGGCACAGCCGUCGUAAUACAGCCGGUUGCCGUCACACCCCUGCACACACAACACACACACAUACUAACUCACACACCAUGUGUGUGUGUGUGUGUGUGUGUAGAUGCGUUCAUUCAGGCCUGCCUGCUGGUUGGCGUAGAGAUACACGCCUCCACUCUUCGAUGUGGCACUGCACACACACACACACACACACACACACACAAGACAAAGACAACGACACCAUCAGCCACACAAACCCAGAUAUCCACCUCGGUACCUGAGAAUGAGGUCGAUCCUGGUGUCGAGUUUCCUGAGCUGGUGGUGGGAGCCGCUGCCGUUGCCAAUGAUCUCCACGCCGUCGAGGAAGAGCGGGAUGUGUGGCGAGUGGGGCGUCCACAGCUCCUCGCAGGUCUCGCUCGCGACACUCGUGUCGCGACAGUCUAUCACACCUAUGCCGAACGGCACCUUCUGCUGACCAGUCACCUAACCACAAUCACACACACAUACACAGAGGGAGAGAGGGAGGGAGAGAGAGAGAGAGACGUCUGUGUCACGCAAUUGUGCCCGUGUGUGUGUGUGUGUGGUGGCACCUACCUGUGCGACAUUGAGAGGGAGGUAGAAGUCUUCGAGGAUGUUGCCCUUCAUCCAAGGGGCGAAGAAGCGGAACUCUCUGUAGUUGCCGUCGUUGGCGAAAAGGAGCUUUGGGCGGAUCAUGAGGAUCUUGCCGUCGAGGCAGAAGAUGCGGCAGUUGUACCGCACCGACUUGUGCAUCACCGGCGCACCGAUGUCGCACAAUAUCCCUUACCAGUGAGAUAGUUGUGGACACACACACACACACAGAGAGAGAGAGAGAGAUGGAUGGGCAGGGAUGUGUAUGUGUGUGUGUGUGUGUGUGUGUGCAUACCGUGUGUGAGGUCCGUUUUGAGUAUGCGCGCCAUGCUCUCCCACGAGUGCUGGAAGGUGUCGUUCUCCAGAAAGUGAUCUUCACACCUGACAUCGCCAUCACACACACACACACAGACACAGGGGUGUGCAUGAUGCCCGCCCGCCCCUCCAUCCCUCCACUCACUGACUGAUUCACUCACCCAUAGCCGCACAGUUCCAACUCGGGCCCGAUGCGCAGCUUGGCACCUAAACAAACACACCCACAUACAAAAGAUACCCAUCGUGUUGCGUGGCCAUGUCUGUGUCUGUCAGUGUGUGUGUGUGUGUGUGUGAGCUACGUACGUCUUUCUUUUGCUCCUCGUAUGGAGGCUUCUGUGCGAAAGAGGUUGCCCUCGAAGUCGAGCGCCCACUGGUUGAGGUUGCAGGUGGCGACGGUGGCGAUGCGCAUGGCGGUGGGUGGCGAUGGGUGCGAUGGAUGCUCGCGGAGGGAGGCCGAUCAGAUCAGCAGCUUGAGGUGCACAAUGGAUGGAUGACGAACGUGCUGAUGUUGGCAGACUGGAUGAUCUAUCUGGUCUUCGCUCUCCUUCGCGACGAGUCGACAGUCAAUUCCUGCUGAAUGGUAUUCUUGGACAGAGAUCUUGUGGGAGCAAGGUAUUCCUGCUUGGAGAUCUGAGUUACAGGGUUUAGGGUUUAGGGUGGGAGAACGGGCAGACCUUUCACCGUCUCCAUCCGUCCAUCAUCACGCCACACAAGAGUCAGUCAGGUCACACACACAAGUAUGAUGCCAUACGAUGGAUCGAUGAGAGAUCAUCACAUCUACCCACCCGCCCCGCCCUCAGCCCCUCUGCAAUCAGUCAGUCGAUCAGUCCAUCCAUCCAUCCAUCCACGGCCAUCCAUAUUACCUGCCUGUUGCUAGGUAAGCAAGAACACCUCUAGACGGACAGCGAGGAAGAGGAAGAGAGUCAGUCAGUCAGUCAGCCGUGCCGAAGCACACACACACACACACACACAGACGUACGCAUGGUGCAGCAAAGAACACUCCACUCACAGCGCGGACACCCACACACAUACACUUACACAUAGGAAGAAAAGACUUCUUUCAUUCACAAUGGAUGGAUGGAUGGAUCGCUCUGCCUGCAUCCGAUGAGCUGCAUACACUUGCCCUUGCUCACUCGUGAACACACGCAUACGCGCCGCGCACGGACGAACACAUGGAUGGACGGGGGGGGGGCAAAGACAGCCACACACACAGACGGACAGCCACACAGACAGACAGACAGACAGCCACACACACAGACGGACAGCCACACAGACAGACAGACAGACAGACAGCCAGGCAGACAGGACAGUCUGGAGUAGCGGGGGUAGAGGCAGGCAAGAUGGGGAAGAGAACACCACCUACUGCACAUAAACACUUUCCUGUCCGUCCGUCCGUCCGUCAGUCUGUCGGCAGCAACUCAGCUCUCCGAAAAAAGGCAGCAGCAGCAGCAGCAUCAUCUCAUUCCCUCCCCUCCCCCUUAGCUGCAGAA